This is a messenger RNA of Verticillium nonalfalfae, 810 nucleotides long. RefSeq lists its product as uncharacterized. Bases 1 to 810 code for a protein of 269 amino acids. The transcript is spliced from 5 exons. Gene Ontology annotation, biological process: mycotoxin biosynthetic process. NCBI's taxonomy places the organism in Eukaryota, Fungi, Ascomycota, Sordariomycetes, Glomerellales, Plectosphaerellaceae. The record is from RefSeq and is a predicted model, not a curated record.
AUGGCCAAGGGCACAGGCUACGAGACGGUGCAGUUCGAAGACCACCACGACGACAGGAGCAGCACCGAGGUCGAGGAGUCGCUGAUCGGCGACGAGAAGCCGUGCAGGAGCUGCUAUGCCGCGAAGGCGCUCGAGGGGACGAGGCCCGGGCCCGGGAGAGAGAGGGGGAGGUGGAGGGAGAGGCUCGGCGCGCUCAGCGGCGUCGUCAACACGCUGCUGCUGCUGGCGAAUCUCGGGCUGCUCGUCCGGCAGAUGACGCGCGAGCCGCGGGUCAACACGUGGGAUUUCGGUGGCGACCUGACCGGCGUGGGGCCGCGGUUCGCCCAGCAGAUCAAGGUCUUUGAGCCGGACUAUGACGGGAAAUUCGCGCCAAACGAUACGUCGCUCUUCUUUACCAACGAGACGCUGAACAACUGGAACGAACUUAUGCCGAUCGGCAUGGGCUUCCAAUGGGUGAAUGACACACACAAGUACCAUGACUUGCCGACACCCAUCAUCUGGCCCGGCAAGACGGUCUUCACGACAUCCAUCACGCAUCAGCUCCACUGCUUGUUUGCUGUGGUACAGACAUACUCAGGCCUCAAGUCGGAUCAUGAGCUCCCCGAGGACCACCACUGGCACAUGAUCCACUGCUUCGCGUACCUGCGACAGACCAUCAUGUGCUCUGCCGACACGGCAUUGGAGGGUUUGGAAACCACAUUUCCAGACCACAACGGCGGAUCAGACGGUUGGGAUUCGAAGCAUGACUAUGGCGAGGUGACGCGCUACCUGGAGAGUGUCCGGGCGUAUGAUGACCGGGAAAUCUUCUAG